Nanorana parkeri is the source of this 1436-nucleotide messenger RNA. RefSeq names its product zinc finger HIT-type containing 2 (gene ZNHIT2). The record is from RefSeq and is a predicted model, not a curated record. The transcript has a single exon. The coding region runs from base 82 to 1416 and encodes 444 amino acids. NCBI's taxonomy places the organism in Eukaryota, Metazoa, Chordata, Amphibia, Anura, Dicroglossidae.
ACAGAAGGUAAUGGCCGUCUUGUGAUUGGCCUACGCCUUACGUCGUACUGUUCCAGGUAACCACGGCAACGUUACUGAAAAAUGGCAGCUCCGGGAGAUGAGAUUAUGUUACCAGGCCGCAGCGGUUCACCGACCCCGGUGAUAACCCCGGCACGGGAGGAUGGCGGGCCAGGCCUCGGGGUAUGUUCACUGUGCCUCUCCGGGCCAGGAAAAUACACGUGUCCGCGCUGUAAUGCUCCUUACUGCAGUCUGGCCUGUUACAAGGGGCCGAGACACACGGCCUGCUCGGAACUCUUCUACAGGGAGUGUGUAGUGCAAAUGCUGCGGGAGGAGGAGGCCGAGCCCCGGGGGAGGAAAGAGCUGGAGGAGAUGCUGUUGAGGCUGAGAGAAGAGGAAGAUGGAGGGACUGAUUUGGGUAGGAUGGUGGAUGGAGAAGAGGCUGAAUUGUGGAACAGACUCACUGCCCAGGAGAAGGAUCAGUUCACCAGGCUCCUACAGAGCGGGGACAUCGGAGCAUUAGUCCCUCAGUGGAAGCCCUGGUGGCACCCCGGGGAGAUCAGACAUAAGAUGAUCCUGGAGCUCCCAGAAGGGGCUGAUGGCUCUGAUAAGCCAAGGAUAGAAAUGGCUGAUAAAGCCCCUGAUGCAAUCAGCAAGACUCCGGAGGUCAUAGAAGAUCCCUCUCCUAAUGCAAAUACUGAAGGUCAGAAGAAAGGCGAGGACCCAGGUGUCCAUGACCAGGCCACAGGGACAUCGGUGCCCCCAGUACUAAGCUCCAUCCCACCCCUGUGCUCACUCAGCCGUAAUCCUUCCCCAUUAGUGAAGUACACCGUGGUCAAUGUCAUUUAUGGCUAUGCCUUUUCCCUUCUACGGCACAAUGGUGAUGUGAGCGACGCCGACAUACUAUUGGAUUUCACGGGGACCCUUCUUUCUGUUUCCGCUGCUCUCAGUACCAAUGCUGUGUACAACUCCACGCCUCAUGCUCUGAAGAGUGCGGUACGUGCUGCCUCUGACCCACAGGCCGGAGGGGAGAGAGGUUUAGCUUGUUCUGCCAUGGAGGCCACGUCUCAGAUUCUUCAUGGUGAUGGAACCAAAACAUACUCCCUGGCUGCUCUCUCCCACUUGUUCCGUUUGCUGGGAAAGGUGCGGAAACAUGUGGCCAGUGAUAAAGAUAUCCGGAAAGGAGCAUUCAGUGCCAAGAAAAAAUGUUUGUUCCUGGCUGCAUGGGUGAAAGAAAAUGAGGACUGUUUGGGGGUGCUGUCUAUGGAGAUCAUGGCGGAGUACAAACAGUAUCUGGAUGAACUCAGUGGAGUGGCAGAGAUCUCUAAAGGGCUGCAGAAAGUCUGGGGUGGGAAAAGACCACAGGAGAAAAAGAAACUCGUACAAGAAGUCAGCCUACCCACAGAGAACUCAGAAUGAAACCUGAAAGACAGCUUGCC